Molecule: messenger RNA, 750 nt
Organism: Rotaria sp. Silwood1
Lineage: Eukaryota; Metazoa; Rotifera; Eurotatoria; Philodinida; Philodinidae
Source: the annotation of a GenBank genome assembly
AUGAAACAAAUUAAAAUAAUGUUGAAACAACACCUAAUACAAUUUAUGAAAAAAGUCUCUUAUCAUGCUUCUAAUAACCAACCAUAUUCAAUUGCAUUAAUAGAUUCUAUAUCAGUGUAUUUUGAUAGAAUACAAAAUCAUGUUGAAUUAACAUGUCAAUUUUCAACAGGUGAUAUACGUGAUUUAUUACGUUUUAUAAUAUUUAUUUCAUUUUUAUAUGUAUCUGAUUCAUUUCCAUCAUCACAACAUUUAUCAAAUUUAUAUGAUUUAUGUGAUGAAUAUUUCCGUACAUGGUUUGAUGAAGAUGACUUAAUGAUCUCCUUUAUAAGUUAUAAUUUAUGUAAAUCUAGUAUAUUAAUUGGACAAACAACAAAUGAAUAUAAUGAAUUAUAUAUACAUUUAAUUGAACUUGGUCAAUAUCCUAGAAAUGAUAUAUGGCGUUUAUAUGAAAUACGUGCACGUAUUGACACAUUAUUACAACGACCAAAUGAAAAUACAAAUUCAUUAAAUAAUGAAAAUGUUAAUGAAGAACAAGAAAUUAUUGAUAGUUCAUCAAGAAUAUCAUCAUCUGAUAAUAUUCUUAUUGCACUUGUUGCAGAAUUAUAUGAACGUACUAAACAAUCAUCAACAUUACCAUAUGAAGCUUUACUUUUAUUACAUCCUUUAUCAUUAUUACUUGCACACAUUAGUUUAUCGGAUCGUUUAAUGAAUAAAAUGGUUUUAGAAUUUGUUGCAUCAACACAAAAAUGA